This is a messenger RNA of Rhinocladiella mackenziei CBS 650.93, 1662 nucleotides long. RefSeq lists its product as uncharacterized. NCBI's taxonomy places the organism in Eukaryota, Fungi, Ascomycota, Eurotiomycetes, Chaetothyriales, Herpotrichiellaceae. The record is from RefSeq and is a predicted model, not a curated record. The coding region runs from base 1 to 1662 and encodes 553 amino acids. The transcript is spliced from 3 exons. Gene Ontology annotation, cellular component: endoplasmic reticulum membrane. Gene Ontology annotation, biological process: protein N-linked glycosylation. Gene Ontology annotation, molecular function: dolichyl pyrophosphate Glc1Man9GlcNAc2 alpha-1,3-glucosyltransferase activity.
AUGGCAUCUGUCGUCUCACAAACUAUCAGCCAAUUUCGGGACAGAAGCCCCAUCAUCCCGGUAAGAUGCCAAUCCGAAAUUCCUCCGCCUAUGGAGGAUGCAACGGCUGAAGCUUUUUCCAUCCAGGACCGGCGGCCAUCAAAAGCAAAACGACAGCCUGGACAUGACCAAUGGCCCUCAUUAUUUCAGACAGCUGUGGUGGCCACCGCCCUGAAGAUUCUCUUAUUUCCUGCUUAUAAGUCGACCGAUUUCGAAGUCCAUCGGAAUUGGUUGGCCAUCACCCAUUCUUUGCCUGUAAAGCAGUGGUAUUAUGAGGCCACGUCAAAAUGGACGCUUGACUAUCCUCCAGCCUUCGCUUUGUUUGAAUGGCUUCUCUCGCAACCGGCGAGUCUGAUGGACCCGGCGAUGGUCAAAGUCCAGAACCUGAACUACGACUCAUGGGCGACUAUUUGCUUCCAACGAAGUUCUGUGAUUGUUGCCGAGCUGCUCCUAGUCUACGCCUUAUACCGGUACACGGCAACCUCGGCUGCCUCGACCCGGCGUCAGAGCCAUGCAGUGGCGCUGUCGAUUCUGCUCUCUCCAGGUUUCUUGAUGAUUGAUCACAUCCAUUUCCAAUACAACGGCUUUCUUUACGGGAUCUUAAUUCUCUCAAUCGUUCUCGCGAGAACAGAAUCGACUCUGCUUUACAGCGGCGUUCUUUUCGCACUUCUUCUGUGCCACAAGCACAUUUACCUCUACCUGGCACCCGCCUAUUUCGUUUAUCUCCUCCGGAUGUAUUGCCUGCAACCCAAGAACAUGUUUCGACCGCAAUUCACAAAUGUUCUUAAACUCGGAACAUGUGUCAUCGGGAUUUUCGCGGUGGCGUUUGGCCCGUUUGUCGCUUGGGGUCAGCUUGACCAACUCCAAAGUCGACUAUUUCCAUUCGCCCGAGGCCUCUGUCACGCCUAUUGGGCGCCAAAUGUGUGGGCUGUGUACUCCUUCGUCGACCGAGUCUUGAUCAUUGCGGCCCCGUAUCUGGGUCUGGAGGUGGAUAGCAAGGCCGUCAACAGCGUCACUCGGGGCUUGGUGGGCGAUACCUCCUUCGCCGUGUUACCAGACAUCACGGCUCAGCAGUGCUUUGGACUCACCCUGGCCUUCCAAAUCAUCGCUCUAACCAAACUGUGGGUGGCGUCCAGCUGGGAAUCAUUUGUGGGUGCCAUUACCCUCUGCGGAUAUGCGUCCUUUCUUUUCGGCUGGCAUGUCCACGAGAAGGCGAUCCUGCUUGUGAUUAUUCCCUUCAGUCUGUUGGCCGUCAAAGAUCGAUCAUAUCUAGCAAGCUUCCGUCCUCUGGCAGUCGCUGGACACGUGUCACUAUUUCCCCUGCUGUUCACAGCGGCCGAGUUCCCCAUCAAGGUGGCGUAUACGAUAUCGUGGCUUAUUGCUUUCCUCUACGCUUUUGAUCAAUUGGCUCCGCCGCCAUCGAGGAGGCGAGUAUUCCUGUUGGAUCGAUUUGCGCUUCUUUACAUUGCCAUGUCUGUCCCUUUGACGGCUUACUGUUCCCUGAUUCACCGGGCAGUGUUUGGGAAGAAAUAUGAAUUUCUGCCCUUGAUGCUCAUCAGUACAUAUUCGGCCAUUGGGGUGCUGGGAUCGUGGCUGGGGUUCAUGGUUUGCUAUCUGUCUUGA